Molecule: messenger RNA, 4620 nt
Organism: Apis mellifera (honey bee)
Lineage: Eukaryota; Metazoa; Arthropoda; Insecta; Hymenoptera; Apidae
Gene: boss
Product: protein bride of sevenless
Exons: 8
Coding region: 1939-4482 (847 amino acids)
Biological process (GO): visual perception; G protein-coupled receptor signaling pathway
Cellular component (GO): membrane
Molecular function (GO): sevenless binding; adenylate cyclase inhibiting G protein-coupled glutamate receptor activity
Source: RefSeq, a predicted model, not a curated record
GGCUUCCGUGGUGGCCGCUGGUCGUGUGCAGUGCGCGCCAGCUGCUCCCCAAAGCGCACCACCGGUCACACUUUUGCACGCAGCCGAAAAAUAACCAGGCCCAGUCAGUCGUAGUUCGGCCGAGAACUUUGCCUCACCACGAUGGAGUGAUAGUAAUGUAUACAAGGGAGGAGAAGGGAAAGAAUGAGAGAAACGUGAUCUUGAUUCUUCUCGUGAUGCUGGAUGAAGAAUUGGAGAGGGAGUGGUUUGGUCUUUGGAGUGGUUUUUAUCGAUACAAUUGAUAGUAGAUAUAUGUAUAUAUAUAAAAUUGGUGGAAAUGAUUUAUUUGGAUCGAUGAUGGAGGAUCCUGGUAUUUUGGAUAUUUUGGUAAAAGAAGAUUUUAUUAAGUUGCAUAUUUGGGUGAGUUUAUUUUUAGAUGGGAAUUAAUUAAUGUAGUUAUAAUAUAUAUCUGGAAGGAACUCGUUAAAGGUUUUGAAUAAUAUCUUGUUUGAUAUUUAGUUUCUGUAAAGUAAUAAUAGCAGUGUUCUUAUUAUGAAUCGUAACAGGGUACAUAAGCAGGUGGAGUAAAUUUUUAACGAGAAAGUUGAUCGAUAGCGAGUCGUUUGCGAGAAGGAAACUAAACUAACCUAUUUGUAUCAAUCCAGUACGAAUCAAAUUUGUCGAUUUGUUGAAGAGAUAUUUUAUAUUAAUUUUUUCGAAAUCGAUUCUUUUCGAGUAAAACGUUUCUAUACGAUGAAAAAAAUUAAUAAUUGAAUAAGUUUGAAAAAUGUUGAGUUAAGGUUAAGGCAACGUGUUAAAGAUUAGCAGUGUUGUGACAGAGAUCAAUCUUCUUAAACAUGGAAAAAUAAGGGAUAAAGCUAGAAUCAGACCAAAAAUUGUAUCAUCUUGAUUCAUUAUUCGAAAUUUUUAAUUUUUCUAUGUCGAAUAAGAUAAAACAAAGAAUGGAGAAAGAUUGUAUUAAUUGGAUAUAAAUUUCAAAGAAAAAAGAAAACUUACUAGUCAAAUUUCAAUGAAAAAAAAGAGAAGAAAAGAAAUAAAUUUAUUUGAUUGAAUUCCAAUGUUCCAAACAGCAAAGUACAAAAGUUUCGACAGAGAGAACUUAAUCAAACUUGUAUCGUCCUGCCUCCAGAGAUCGAUAAAUCUUCCAUCGUAAAACUCCAAACACCAAAAGAUAAACAAUUCAUUCUCCCUCUAAUAAAAUCGAAUCUCGAAAAAAAAAAAGAAAAGUAACAAAGCCUUUUUGGAUGGUUCGAUCGAAAAAUCCACUCGUUCGAAAAGAAGGAUUUGAUCGAAUCCAAACAUCUCUCACGAAAUCGGAUUACAAUUAAGAAAAAGAGAUUAUCAAACUUGAAAAGAGGAGGAACACUUACGACGAAAUUCUACAACAAGAAACCUGGUCGAUACCUGGUAUUAUCCAAUUCUUCUAAAUUCUAAACUUUUAAGAAAAAAAUAAAUAACAUUUAUCGAGAAACGUGACAUCGACUCACUCGUCGUAUCGAAAGAUGAAGAAAAAGUAUCGAUCUAAAUAAAUUGAUUAUAUAUAUAUAUGCAAUAUUGGAGCAAUAAAAUGGUGAUAAUCGCGAAACGACGUUCCACUAUAAACGUUAUUACAGUUCGAUCCUUAUCGCGUUGGAUCGAAUCGUCCUAAUCCUUGCCGCCAUUUUCCCUAGGAUAUUCCCUAGGAUACUCUCAAAAGACUCCUCUUGAGGGAGGAGUCGAGGCGAAAUCAUGAAUAACGGAAGAGGGAAUAAUCCGAGAGAAUAGGAGAAUAGAUUGAUCGAAAUUUCGAUUUCUGGCCGACAAUGGCGUUUCGAUCCUCGCUUCGAGCUAGGAGAACAACUUUCCCCAACUUUUGAACGAACGAUUAUCGAUCAAACGCUUCUUCUGGUUUGGAUUCGAAGGCGAGAAAUUCGUAUCGUUUCGAAGAAGGGAAGUGUAAUGAAAUUGUCUCGAGGAAGCAUGGUGUCCCCCGAGUUUCUAGUGACUUUUCUUGCCGCGCUGCGCACCGUCCUAGGGACAGAAGACGAUCUCGACGACCCGAGCACGUGCUCGAGAAGCAAAAGUUUGUUCGAGAUCCCCGGUGACGCCGUUCUAUCAGUGUUCUUGAAUAUCAAUCACGGGCCUUAUUGCAACGUGACGAGCGACACCGGUUUGCAAGAAGUCGUCACCGCCUCAUACGUGGUUCAUUUGUUGAACAAACACGAGUUCAUCCCUGGAUUCUCCUUGGGUUUGAAGAUCUUCGACACUUGUUUCGACGAGACGACCGUGUACAAACAAGCGUUGCAGACAACCGUGGACGCGGAUUGCCGGGCGGACCGCUACGACAUGGGAAUAUUAUUACCGACCGAGUACGCGACGAUAAUGGAACCGUUGCGCAAUUACAGCGUCUCGCCAAUCGCCACGUACGAGGAGCAAAACUUGACGAGGCCGUUGAUCAGCCUGAUGGUGCAUUACAUGAGCACCAGGUUCGAGACCGUCGAUCUGUUGUUGGCCAGCCACGACCCAGCGUUGAACAUAUUCCUGGACACGGCGAGGGAGGCGGGUAUUUGCGUGAAAAAUUACGGUGACAGUUUGGAGGUGUUCGGAGGGGGGGACGAGGCGGAGGCGGUGAUCGCCGUGAUCGGGCGCAGGAACGAUAUUAGACAGUGGAUAGAGAGAGGGGAGAGGCUGGAGGAGUCGAGGAAAACUUGGAUAGCGUUGCCUCUCGAUGGAUCGAGCGUGGACGAUCUGAUUCCCUCGGGCUCGUACGCGGUCAGGGCAUCGCCCCUCGACCCGGACUUCCUCCAACACGUCUCGUCGCCGAGCACGUUCCUCGAGGCAGCUGCCAAUCCCGUGACACGUUCCCCGCAUUUGCUGGGCGUCGGUAAAGCGGUGCUCGAGCUCGCCCAAUUGCUGCAAGACAUUCGUAAGCGGAACUGUCCACGUGUCACGGCAGCGUUGUGCGCGAUGCAACGGUUCAAUCCUGGCUCGAGGCAGGAAAUGAGGAACGCGGACGUGUACACCGCGCUACGAAUAAUCGCGAGAUCGCACUCGAUCAGGUAUUUAGUGGCGAUGAGGAGUCAACGGGGCGACGUGGUCGACAUGGCCGCGUACAACGUGGAGCCGGCCAAUAUGAAGUUCAGAGUGGCGCCCGAGUCGAGGAUGCCCAAGAUGCCGAGGUUGUGCUUGAAGAAGUACGCGAGGAACUGCGACGGAUGCGCCAAUUUCAAGAAAAGAUUCGGCCCUCGUGGCAAAGAUACUCUCGACAGGGGUUUGUUGAAGGCUGGCAACUGGAUACCGAUCUUCCUGACGGUGGUCGUGUGCGGGACGUUCGCCUGCGGGGCGAUCGCCGUCUUCAUUAUCUACCGUUUCAUGGUCGAGGACGUGCUCGACGGGAACCCAAUGUUGACGAUCGUCCUGAUACUCGCCAACGUGUUCACUCUCCAAACCGUGCUUCCCUUCUGCAUCAACGACGACUAUUUGGGGGGCGAACGAUUGAACUCCAGAAAGAUACUCGCAACCACCCUGGCCUUCGGACUGGACUUCUCCCUCAUGCUGACCAGAGCCUUCUUCCUCGUCUUCUCCAAGGGCGGCGUAUUCACCGCCCACAUAAACGGCCACCUCCAAGGGCUGAUGGUGUUCUUCAUGUUCUUCGUCCAGGUCGCCAUAUCCGUCAUGUUCUUCGCCCUCAACAACCACGACUCGGCCGUGAUCAUGAGAAGCCUCGUAUUCAUCGCUCUUCUGGGCUACGAUAUAUUUCUACUGAUCACCCUGUUCGUCGUGUGCUUCUUCAUCUUCCAACUGCCGCGCAAUUACAGGGAGGGCAAGUGUUUCUUCGGCACCUCCAUCGGCCUGUUGAUCGCCUGGGCCGUGUGGCUCACCUGCUUCAUUCUCGUGGAGCCGGAGUACCGCGACACAGUGGUGUCCCUCGGCAUCAUAUCCACCGCCUAUCUCAUCAUUAUAGGUAUACUUAUACCGAGGACGUAUUACAUGGUAACGCAUCUGGCGAGGGGGAAGAAGUUCGGGCAGAGAUUCGGCUCGACCGAUCUCGCGCCCGACUCGAGGAUCGACACGAUCGGCAGGCAGACUCGCCCGUUUUACGAUUACGUGCACUCUGGGAGCGCGAGCAAUUUGCACGUGACACCCACCAUGUAUCCAAACUAUUACGGAAGCUCGAGUCCAGGCCAAAAGUAUCUAGGAGGAACGGGGAACAGAAGGAUUCCAGGAUACAACAAUUACGGAUACCAUUCCGAGAUGCGGGAAGUGAAUAACUCUUACACGUCGACUUACGCGCGGCCGAAGAGCAAGGACCGGAAGAGGAGGGCCAAAGGGGAGAAGGAUUGCAUCGAGACGGACGUUUACGUGGAGGCUACGUGCCGUAGAUCGAGCAACGAAUCUGCGUACCCUGGCAGCAGAUCGAACAGCCCCAGGCUGGCCCAGGUCGAGGCGACGAUCCGCGAGGAGGAGGAGGAGGAGGAGACGAGCAGGAUCACUCGAUUUUGAUCCUCAUUGAUUUUCUUUUUUUUAAUCGUUUGGAUUUAUUGGAAAUUGUAUAAACGAUUGUAGCCCAUAGAUAUACUAAGUGAAUCUAGUCGAUGAAUAGUGUGAAAGUUGUUUUCGAUAGGUGAGUGAGUGAGUGAA